Messenger RNA from Loa loa (African eye worm), 204 nucleotides. RefSeq lists its product as hypothetical. The transcript is spliced from 2 exons. NCBI's taxonomy places the organism in Eukaryota, Metazoa, Nematoda, Chromadorea, Rhabditida, Onchocercidae. The record is from RefSeq and is a predicted model, not a curated record. The coding region runs from base 1 to 204 and encodes 67 amino acids.
AUGGCUUGGGGUAAAACGUAUAAAAUUGGCUGUGGCAUUGCUACAAACUGCAAUGGUGGCACGAGACUGAUGGUCGUUUGCCAUUAUUGGCCAGCUGAAAAUAUCCUGAAUGAGCUUAUAUAUGAGCCUGGCGAACCAUGCAACAACAACAGUGAUUGUCAUACCAGGAAAUGUUUACACGAGUUCGGGUUGUGCAUAAAAUGA